Messenger RNA from Biomphalaria glabrata, 610 nucleotides. RefSeq lists its product as uncharacterized. Lineage: Eukaryota; Metazoa; Mollusca; Gastropoda; Planorbidae. The transcript has 4 exons. The record is from RefSeq and is a predicted model, not a curated record. Bases 121 to 510 code for a protein of 129 amino acids. Gene Ontology annotation, molecular function: calcium ion binding.
AUUAUGAGACCGGAAACCGGACAUUAUUAGAUUUGUAACAACCAGACUGAGCGUCUAUAUAAACACCACACUUGUUGACGAUCACUACUUUUGAAGAAGUGUGCCAGACUUUGAACAAUCAUGAGAUCUCUUGCCAUUAUUGCUGUUGCCAUUUUUGGCUGCGUGGUCGCCCAGCCCGGGGGUCAACAAAACUUCAACAAUUUGUUCCAAAGAUACGCUGGCAAUGAUAACUUGUUGCAACAAAACGAGUUUGCCAGAUUCUGGCUACAUUUUGAUGACGAUGGUGAUGGCAGUGUCAGCAAACAAGAGUUUGAUAGCGGAUGGAGACAGGAAGGUUUCCCUAAUCCACAAAACGCUCCUCUCUAUUUCCUCGAGUUAGACGCUGUCCAUGACGAGGUUCUCAACUCUCAAGAUUUUCCACACAUCUUCCAUCUCUUCGAUGAGGACGGUAAUGGUGCCAUUAACGAGAGAGAGGCCAGAUACAACUGGAACGCUUAUUUCAGUGAUUAACUUUAUUACAACCCACUUGCAUCAAUAUGUCCCACGUCUAGUUGACAACACCAUUGGUGUACUGCACUAGUUUGAACAAUAUUCAAUUGUUAACAAAAGC